Messenger RNA from Phalaenopsis equestris, 3575 nucleotides. Its product is annotated as ankyrin repeat-containing protein ITN1-like. The coding region runs from base 114 to 3401 and encodes 1095 amino acids. Gene Ontology annotation, molecular function: protein phosphatase 1 binding; protein phosphatase regulator activity. The transcript is spliced from 6 exons. The record is from RefSeq and is a predicted model, not a curated record. Lineage: Eukaryota; Viridiplantae; Streptophyta; Magnoliopsida; Asparagales; Orchidaceae. Gene Ontology annotation, cellular component: plasma membrane.
UCGGGAAUUUUACCCUUUUGCCCUCUCUGAAUCCUUCUCUGCUUAUUUUGUUUCAUGGUCGUUUAAAUCUUGCAGGAGAAGGCGAUCCGGAAUUAACCUUAGCAGGGAUUUGCAUGGACUCGCCGGCGAUCUCGCCGAGAGCCGCAGCUCCAGCACUGGUGCUUUCGAAUUCAGGGAAGAGGAUCGACCAAGCAGCGGGGAAGAAGAAGUACGUGAAGCAGGUGACGGGGAGGUACAAUGACACGGAGCUCCAUUUGGCUGCGCAGCGCGGCGAUGUGGCGGCGGUGCGGCAGGUUCUCAGCGCGAUUGAUGCGCUGAUGACGGGGACUUCGUCGGGAGCCGAUUUCGAUGCCGAGGUGGCGGAGCUUCGAUCGGCGGUGGUGAACGAGGUCAACGAGGUCGGAGAGACGGCGAUGUUCGUUGCGGGGGAGAAGGGGCAUCUGGACGUUGUCGUUGAGCUGAUGAAGUAUGCUGAUAAGGAGUGCGUGACGAGGAAGAAUCGAUCGGGGUUCGAUGUGCUGCAUGUGGCGAGCAGAGAAGGGCACCAUGCUAUCGUGCAGGCACUUUUGGAUAUGGAUCCUAAACUCAGCCGAACUUUCGGCCCCUCGAAUUCAACUCCCCUUAUAUCUGCUGCGACGAGGGGUCACAAGGAAGUAGUAGAGUUGCUAUUGGCUCAGGAUUCCAAUAUGGUCGAGUUGGCAAAAACAAAUGGAAAAAAUGCAUUACAUUUUUCGGCUCGGCAAGGCCAUGUUGAUGUUGUAAAAGCAUUGCUGGAAAAAGACCCGCAGCUUGCCCUGCGAACUGAUAAGAAGGGCCAAACUGCUUUGCACAUGGCGGCUAAAGGAACUAACUGUGAUGUGGUCAAGGCAUUAGUCGAUGCCUAUCCAGCAAUUGUGAUGCUACCGGACAAAUAUGGUAACACAGCACUACAUGUUGCCACAAGGAAAAAGAGAGCUGAGAUUGUAAAUGCACUAUUGCUUCUCCCAGACACCCAUGUAAAUGCGCUGACCAGAGAUCACAGGACUGCUUUAGACAUUGCUGAAGACUUACCUCUUUCAGAAGAAGCCGAAGUUAUCAAAGAAUGCUUGUCGCAGCACGGUGCAGUUCGAGCCAACGACUUGAACCAACCCCGAGAUGAGCUUCGGAAGACCGUCACAGAAAUUAAAAAGGAUGUCCACACACAGCUAGAACAGACAAGAAAAACCAACAGAAAUGUUCAUGGAAUUGCUAAAGAGAUUAGGAAAUUGCACAGGGAGGGAAUCAACAAUGCCACUAACUCUGUCACAGUGGUUGCUGUGCUGUUUGCCACGGUAGCUUUUGCUGCAAUCUUCACUGUUCCUGGUGGGGAUGAGGAUAGUGGAGUUGCAGUAGCUGUUCUCACCACCUCUUUCAAGAUCUUCUUCAUCUUCAAUGCGAUAGCUCUCUUCACUUCGCUGGCGGUGGUGGUGGUGCAGAUCACAUUGGUGCGGGGCGAGACCAAGUCGGAGCGGAGGGUUGUUGGGGUCAUAAACAAGCUUAUGUGGUUGGCAUCAGUGUGCACCACAGUCGCUUUCAUAGCUUCUUCCUAUAUCAUCGUCGGCCACCAUUUCCAGUGGGCGGCCAUGCUCGUUACCGUUAUCGGUGGGGUCAUUAUGGCCGGAGUUCUCGGGACAAUGACUUACUAUGUGGUGAAGUCGAAGAAGACACGAAAGCUCAGGAAGAAGGAGAAGUCGUCGAGGAGAAGCGCCGGGUCCAGCUCUUGGCAUGUUAACUCCUCUGAAUCAGAGAUCAAUCCAAUAUAUAAUAGCAGCAUGGAGUCAACAACUGAGCAAGAGAGCUGCAGCUGGAGUCGAAAGAAGACAAGAAAGCAGCCUACAGCUAAACGGGAUGAUGGAUCUCUGCAUUCAGCUGCAAGAGCAGGGAAUUUAGCCUUGGUAAAUGAGAUUCUUAUGGGUUUGAAGGAUGAGGAAUUGAGAGAGGAGUUGUUGAAGCUGAACCAGGCUGGAGAGACUGCAUUGUACGUGGCUGCGGAGUAUGGAUUUCAGGAUAUAGUUAGUGAGAUGCUGAAAUAUCAUGACAUUAAGAUUGCUGGAAUUAAGGCUAAGAAUGGUUAUGAUCCAUUGCAUAUAGCAGCCAAGCAUGGUGAUUUUGAUGUUUUAAAGGAGCUGCUGAAGGCCUUUCCAGAGCUUGCCAUGACAGUGGACUUGUCAAACACAACACCAUUACAUACUGCUGCUUCUCAAGGGCAUCUCGAGAUUGUAUAUCUUCUUCUUGAAGUGGACAACAGUUUGGCAAAAAUCACAAGAAGUAAUGGGAAAACGGCUCUGCAUUCUGCUGCCCGGAAUGGACAUCUGGAAGUUGUGAAGCUUCUAUUAGAUAAAGAUUCGGGGAUUUCCUGCAGGCAUGAUAAUAAGGGGCAAACCGCAUUACAUAUGGCAGUUAAAGGACAUAAUCUGGAGGUUGUAGAGGAGCUUCUCAAGCAUCAACCGAGCUUGGUGAACGUGUUGGAUAUGAAGGGAAAUACAGCGUUGCAUAUGGCGACUAGAAAGGGGCGUCCACAGAUUGUGAUGACGCUGCUAAACUUCAAGGAAACAGAUACAAGAGUAAUCAACAGAUCAGGUGAAACAGCUCUAGACACUGCAGAAAGAGCCGGAAACUCAGAAAUCGUCGCAUUACUAAAGAAACAUGGCUUACAAAGCGCAAGGACGAUCAGACCAACCCACGCCGCCCAUGAACUAAAGCAAACCGUUAGUGACAUUAAACACGGCGUUCACUCUCAACUCCAGCACACACACCAGACAAGCAAACAUGUAUUAGGCAUUGCCAAAAGACUCAAAAAACUCCACCGAGAAGGCCUCAACAACGCAAUCAACUCGACCACCGUUGUUGCCGUUUUGAUCGCCACCGUUGCUUUCGCUGCCAUUUUCACCGUUCCCGGCCAAUACGCCGACUCCAUAAGUCCGGGAGUUUCACUGGGAGAGGCCAACAUAGCCCACCAAAUGGCGUUCAUGAUCUUCUUCAUUUUCGACUCGGUGGCCCUCUUCAUAUCCCUGGCUGUGGUGGUGGUUCAGACCUCUCUAGUGGUCAUAGAAAGCAAGGCGAAGAAGAAGAUGAUGGCCAUUAUUAACAAGUUGAUGUGGCUUGCGUGUGUGCUUAUUUCGGUUUCGUUUCUUUCCCUUUCUUUUGUUGUGGUUGGGAGAAGUGAGAUUUGGAUGGCGGUUGGAGUUACAAUUAUGGGGACUGGUAUAAUGGCGGCGACUUUGGGUACUUUGACAUAUUGGGUGAUUGUGAACCGAAUCGAGGCUAAGAAGAUGAAGAGUAGUAGGAGGUCGUCGCUGAGCAGGUCUGGGUCGAGGUCAUUGUCGAGGUUUUCAGAUGUUGAUUUGCUAUAUGGUGAAAAGAAGAAAAUAUAUGCAAUUUAAAGUACUGCUAAUGGUUAGUGUCAUUUGUUAAUGUUUCGAAAUAAGAACAUUUUAUUGCUAUCUUUGCUGAUAACUUGGGGACUGGGCUGAGUUACUGGACAAGGAUGGUGAUUGAAAAUUAGAAUUGAAAAAUGAAUUUUGAUAUUUUUUUGUAUAUUCAUCAUAGUAUAUUGA